Molecule: messenger RNA, 2109 nt
Organism: Ascoidea rubescens DSM 1968
Lineage: Eukaryota; Fungi; Ascomycota; Saccharomycetes; Ascoideales; Ascoideaceae
Exons: 2
Coding region: 1-2109 (702 amino acids)
Source: RefSeq, a predicted model, not a curated record
AUGAACAACAACAACCAGAACGUCAUCCAGAACAAAACCAGUAACUUGUUUGCAGGAUAUCUGCUGAACCAGGACUUGCAACAAAAACUGCAACAGCAACAGUUCUUUCCACACAAUUAUCAAACACAGCAACAACUCAAGGCGAUUCAGUUUCAGCAGUACCAACAGGUUCAAAAGUUGCACCAAAAACAGCAUAGCAAUCAAAUCCAAAAGCUUCAGCAACAGCAACAGCAAAAUCCACUGCCACUUUUGGGUAAUGCCAACCAAUUCACUCAAAAUUUCAAUAACAUCAACCCUUUUGCAAACAACAGCAAUGCUAACAUCAAUUUGGUGUCUAAUUCGAUUAGUUCUCAUACCCCAAUUCAGAAAUCACCUAUUCAUCAGACUUCCAGCUUCAGUCCAAUUAAUAACAAUUCUGACACUUCUACUCAGCAAAAUCUCAAGUUCCAAAAUACUCAGCUGAAAAUUCAGCGCAAUUUUAGCUCUUCCAGUAUUAAUGUUAACACUGGUACUGUAAGCAGUGACAAUAAUACCAAUAAUACCAACAACACCAAUAAUAUCAAUAAUGUCAAUAAACCCGAUCAAAUAAAUAACAAUACUAAUACUAAUACCAAUACCAGUACUAGUAAUACUAGUAAUAGUAAUGGUAAUACUAGUAAUAGUAAUGGUAAUACUAGUAAUGAUACCAGUAAUAAACCUGAUAAUUUCAAUCCCAUUAAACAUGCAAUCGAGAGCCUCAAAAAUACUGUUAAUUUUCCAUUGCUCUUAUCUGAAUCCAUUAAUAAUAGAACAAUUCAAAUCCAAAAUUUUUUUAAAGAAAAUUGUUCCAACAAUGAUAAAAUCUUGCAAUUUAACCAGUUUUUAGAAUUGCUAAAUUUAUACUACAUUGUUGACAUUCAUAAAAGACAAAACACUAUAGAUUAUUUAAAUCUUCAGAUUAAAAAUUUAAAUGAUUCAAUCGAACAAAAAGAUAAACUAAUUAACGAAUCUUUUCAAUCUAUUAAUCUGAAUUUAUCUGAUAAUUUUCAAAAAUUGAAUACUCUAUUAACAGACAAUUUGAAAGAUUUCAAUUCAAAAAUUUCUGAUAAUCAAAUUAUUCAAGAGCAUGUCAAUCUUGAUCUAGAUAAUGCAAACAAUACAAAUCCAAAUAUUUCUGAUAAUGUAAAACUAAAAACAGAUAUCCAUAGCCAAACAAAGGAUAUCACAAUGACAAUCAAUCUAAAUAUAAAACAACCAAAUUCUAAUCAACUUCAAACAUCUGAUCCUCAAGAUCAAAUUGGUAAUAUUGCUCAAAUUGAUAAUAUUGCUCAAAAUGAUAAACAAAAUGAUAAACAAGAUGACAAGAAAAAUGACAUUGUACUAAAAAUAAUUGAAAUUUCCUCUCAAAUUGAUAAAGAUCAGAUCCAUAGUUUCGGAAUCAAGAAGGCGACAUUGAAUAUCAAAAAAGAAAACGAUUAUUCUGCACAUAUCGAUAAAUCAAACACCCUUGAUAACACCAUCUCCAGAAAAGAAGCUGUCUCCAGCUACAAUGCUGGUUCAAAAGAUAAGCCAAUCCAAUUGGGUGAAAGCAGUGAAACCGAAGUGAUUGCAACCCAGGAAGCUCAGACAACUCAAACCACUCAAGCCAACCAACCUGAUGAGGAACAUCCUCCAGUAAUGAACCAACAACUCGUGGAGUCUGUGGAGUCUGCCAAAUACUCUGACUACUACUUUGAAAUGAUAUACAAACACAUCAAAGACACACGCGAUGAAGUAAAAUUGUUGCAACAAACUACAGAUAUUUUUCUAAACAUCAUGGUAGACUAUGCUCCCAACCAUUUUAUUCUGCAGAGAAAAGUUUGGAGAGAAUAUAGAGUGUUCUUGUCGAACCUCAACGAUAUCAUCAAAUUGCAGGAAGUAAAGAACGAGACUGCAAAGAAGUCGCCUUUGGUUAUCACCAAAAUCAAGCCCUCGAACUUGAUACAGAGGUUGUUGCAGCACUACAACAACACCAGCACAAGCAAAUACAUCUCGCCAUCGACUGGAACUGAGAGGGGGAUCAUCACCAACGUAGCCUUCAAGAAAAGACUCCCACUGGACUAUUUCAAGGUCAGCAUAAGCAUGUUUUGA